AACAUUUCUUCCCGUUCCAACCUCUUUGCCUCAAUCUCCCCUUUCCCACCAAAAGCAAGCCCCUAUAAUCUAUCAAAACCAUGGUUCUGGAGCGAGAGCUAUCGAAGAAGGACGUGUGCGUGAUCGGUGCCGGACCGUCGGGGCUGGUGGCGGCAAGGGAGCUAAGGAAAGAGGGUCACACCGCUAUCGUCUUGGAACAAAACCACGACAUCGGGGGCCAGUGGUUGUACCAGCCGGACGUGGAGGCGGAAGAUCACUUGGGGAGAACCAAAUACCUGAAUGUACAUAGCAGCAUGUACGAUUCGCUGAGGCUUGCUUCCCCCAGGGAGAUAAUGGGGUUCACCGAUUUCCCAUUCUCGGUCAAGCAGAACAGGGACACCAGGAGAUUUCCAGGUCACAAGGAGCUUUGGUUGUACCUUAAAGAUUUUUGUGAAUUUUUCGGGUUGAAAGAGAUGAUAAGGUUUAACACUAGGGUUGAAUACGUGGGGAUGUUGGAUUAUGGUGAUUUUGGGAAAGAUCUAAAAUGGGUUGUUAAAAGUAAAGAGAAGAAUGGUGAAAAAACUGUGGAAGAAGUGUUUGAUGCUGUUGUUGUUGCCACUGGUCAUUACUCUCACCCCAGGUUGCCUUCCAUCAAAGGAAUGGAUGCAUGGAAACGGAAGCAAAUUCAUAGCCAUGUUUAUAGAGUUCCGGAGCCGUUUACAAAUGAGGUGGUGGUGAUCGUCGGAAAUUCGCAAAGCGGGCAAGAUUUAUCGAUGGAAAUCGUGAAAGUAGCAAAGGAAGUGUACCUGAGUGCCAGAUCCCUGGAUAUUACGGAGGGUUUAUCUAAAGUCAUUUCCAAAAAUAGCAAGUUGCAUCUUCGCCUACAAAUAGAGUCUCUCCAUGAAGAUGGAAGGGUUCGAUUCGAAGAUGGGUCAUGUGUCAUAGCAGACACCAUCAUAUAUUGCACAGGGUAUUCAUACUCAUUUCCAUUCCUUGACACCAAAGGGAAGAUAGGCGUAGAAGACAAUAGGGUGGGGCCUCUGUUUGAGCAUACUUUUCCUCCAUCACUGCCUCCUUCCCUCUCUUUUAUCGGCAUUCCAAGAAAGUUGAUAGGGUUCCCAUUCUUUGAAUCCCAAGCAAAAUGGAUAGCACAGGUGCUGAGUGGGAAACGAAGGCUGCCAUCAUACGACGACAUGAUCCUUUCCAUCAAAGAGUUUUAUCGCUCGAAGGAACUCGCCGGCAUUCGCAAAUCAGAUACUCACGAUAUUUGUGACUUCGAGUAUUGUGAUAGAUAUGCAGAUUAUAGCGAGUCCCCACAUUUGGAAGAAUGGAGGAAAAUAUUAUGCAUGUCGUCGCUUUUAAAUUACUACACAAAUUUGGAGAGUUUUAGGGAUUCGUGGGAUGAUAAUGAAGAGUUGCUUCAAGAAGCUCUUCAAAGCCCCCAUUUCACUCAACUUCAGCCUCAACCCUAGAUCAAUUUUUGAUAUAUAUAAUAUUUUACA
Molecule: messenger RNA, 1481 nt
Organism: Hibiscus syriacus
Lineage: Eukaryota; Viridiplantae; Streptophyta; Magnoliopsida; Malvales; Malvaceae
Product: flavin-containing monooxygenase FMO GS-OX-like 9
Molecular function (GO): flavin adenine dinucleotide binding; NADP binding; N,N-dimethylaniline monooxygenase activity
Source: RefSeq, a predicted model, not a curated record